AUGAGUAAUAACACACCGCAAUUAUUGCUACUAAAAGAUAUAUUAAAAGAUUCGGCCUCUUCAAAAUUUACAUCUUUUACAGCUGUUAAUCGCAACAAGUUAAAACCAGAUUUACUUAUUCCAACGGCAACAAAAGCUAUUGAUAUUUAUGAGAAUGAAGAUGACGAAAAAACAUGGAAGAAAGUAUUCCACACACCAAGGAUGGUUUCUAAAGAUGCUCAAUAUGCAUUCACUGUACCUGAAAGGAGAUUGCAUUAUAAGUCUAUACUAAGUUCCCCAAAGAGCUUCCAAAAGUUUGGAAUUGAUCCAAAAAAUAAGGAGAAUUUAGAUUUUCUUAAUGGUACCCGUUUAUUUUAUGAUAAAGAUAAUGGUAUUUUCCCAUAUAGUAUGGCAUAUGCUGGCUUUCAAUUCGGUACAUUUGCUGGCCAAUUGGGUGACGGUAGGGUUGUUAAUUUGUUCGACUUGCCAUGCACUGUUGAUGGUACUAGAUACACAUUUCAAAUUAAGGGUGCCGGCUUAACGCCAUUUAGCAGAUUUGCUGAUGGCAAAGCUGUACUAAGAUCUUCUAUUAGAGAGUUUAUUAUUUCAGAAGCAUUGCACCAUAUAGGCAUGCCAUCUACUAGGGCAAUUCAAUUGACUCUAUUACCAGGCACAAGGGCCAAAAGGGAAUUUUUUGAACCAUGUGCACAGGUUACCCGAUAUUCACAAAGCUGGAUUAGAAUGGGAAAUUUUGAUUUACUUAGAUGGAGAAAUGAUAUCGAAGGCUUAAUUAACCUAAGUGAUUAUGUAAUCAACAAUGACUUAGAAAAAACACAUGAUAGGUUCCCCAGUUCUGGGUUGCCUCCAUUACAACUAUUUACCAAAGAUUACUUCCCUGACAUAAAUGAUGGAAAGGAAAAUGACGAUGAUACCAGUGUUAUGGAUUUUAAAAUCAAUAAACUCACAAAAUAUGAUAAUAUGUUCAGAAAAAUAUCGUUUUUAAAUGCACAAUGUGUAGCCUAUUGGCAAGCUUAUGGAUUUUUGAAUGGCGUUUUAAAUACCGACAACACUUCGAUAAUAGGUCUUUCCAUGGAUUUUGGCCCCUUUAGUUUUAUGGAUAAGUUUGAUCCACGCUAUACACCAAACCAUGAUGAUGUGCAACUUAGGUAUUCAUAUGCAAACCAACCGGGUGCUGUCUGGUGGAAUUUGACCAAAUUGGGUGACAGUUUGUCCCCCUUGUUGGGUUGUGGUCCAAAAUAUAUAAAAGAUUUACUAGAAAAAAAAUCCUUAUUUUUUGACGACCACCAUGCUGAAAAGGAGGAAUAUAUUGUUAAAAGGGCUGGUAAUAUGAUUAGUGUCAUUCAGAAUGAAUAUAAAUUUUGGUUUACUAUAUUUUUCACAAAAAUUUUUUGCCAAAGAAUCGGUAUUAAUCUUUUUGAUAAUAUUUCUGGUGAUAUUAAUAAACUGAAUAUCAACGAAAUUGUAGCCGAAGUGAAAAAUUUGCAGUCAAACGUGAUUCAACCAUUAUUAGAAUUCCUAUACACUUCACAACUAGAUUAUAAUUUUUUCUUCUUAAAUUUUCAAAGUUUUACGUCAAACGACUUUUUUAAACUGAAUGACGAUACCAAUAAUGGUACUAACAUUAAUCCCAAACUAACAAAGCUUUUAUUCAAAAAAAGCGAUAGUAACUCCGUCGAAUAUACACAUAAAUUUGAGAAAUUACAGAAAUUUUUAAAAGGUUACGCAGAAUAUAUAACUGCCAAAAAUAUCAGCCUUAAGUCUAGGAUUGAAGUUUCAUCUAAAGUUAAUCCAUUAUUUAUUCCAAGAAAUUUUAUUUUUGAUCAAGUAGUUAACGAUUUUUAUGAUAGGCAACGAAAGGAGUUGCAUAAUCCUAAUGCACAACUAGACACAUCAUUAUUGGAGAAAUUGUAUUUGAUGAGCGUAAAUCCAUAUGAUUCUAAUAAAUGGGAAAAUUCUACUUUACAUCCAGAGGUUGUUAAUGAUUGGACAGAAAAUGUACAAUUGAUGGAUCCAGCUGAGUUAAUGAAACAAUGUGGGUGUUCCAGCUAA
Saccharomycodes ludwigii is the source of this 2049-nucleotide messenger RNA. RefSeq names its product Fmp40p (gene FMP40). Lineage: Eukaryota; Fungi; Ascomycota; Saccharomycetes; Saccharomycodales; Saccharomycodaceae. The record is from RefSeq and is a predicted model, not a curated record. Bases 1 to 2049 code for a protein of 682 amino acids. The transcript has a single exon.